UUUCUUUUUUUUCUUAUUUAAACCUUCACCUGCAUGCAUCCAAGUACUACAAAUCUGCUACGAUUUAAAAAUCAUCAUCCUUCUUAUUAACGUUCUGUGGAACGUACAUUUUUGAGAUUCGACUAAAACUGGAUGAUGGAAGAAAGUAAUAUUGAGGUCAAUAAAGAGACAUUAUUCAAUAACUUCACUCUCGGUUGCUAUGAGUCUUUAUCAAAUAAAUUAAACUUUGCCCCUAAAAGCAAUCCAUGCUUUGAAAACUAUACAGACAAUAGUGAGGUUGUGGAUCCGGACGCAUCGCUAGACGCUCUUCGUUCCAAUUGUACAUGGGAAUCCUUAAAUAUCCCCCCAGAGUUUUUAAAAGGUUUGCAUGCGAAGGGAUAUGUCAAACCGUCUAAGAUUCAGGCUUUAGCUUUACCUAUUAUUUUAAAUACAACAAAAAAUUUGAUUGCUCAAGCUCAAAAUGGAAGUGGAAAAACUGCGACAUUCGCACUCGCCAUGUUGGUAAAAACGAAUCCAGGGAAUAAGAAUCCUCAAAGUUUAUGUAUAUGUCAUACACGAGAGCUCGCUAGUCAAAAUAUGAACGUUAUUAAAGAAUUGGGUGAAUAUAGUGAUAUCACAACAUGGCUCGUUGUACCUCAAUGUGAUCGAUAUGAUCGAGAUAUAGGUGCUCAAAUAAUUGUAGGUACUCCAGGAAAACUGAGAGAAAUGCUUAUGAAAAAACUACUGCCAACGAAGGUAGAUGCAUCAAUGAAAGUUUUAGAAAACCAUAAGUUUUUUCUUGACACUUUUCUUUAUGCUAAGGAUGUGACUUUGUUUAUUUUGGAUGAAGCCGAUGUUUUGAUGGAUCACUCCUCUAAUAUGGCAUCUCAAAUAAAUGAGAUUCGUAAAGCAUUUCAACAAAAAACACAAGUUCUCCUUUUCUCAGCUACAUAUCCAGAACGUGUUAAACAAUUUGUUACGGUUCAUGUGCCGUCCGCCUGUCGCAUUGAGGUGAAAAAAGAAGAAUUAACCUUGUCCAGUGUUUCGCAAUUUUAUAUUUUAUGUGGCAAUGAUGAUGCCAAAUUUUCAGUCUUAUGUGACUUGUAUAGCUCUAUGAGUGUUGCGCAAAGUAUUAUUUUUGUGAAUACCCGGAAAUUUGCUUUCCAUUUAGCUGAUCAAAUGACUCGAUUGGGCCAUGCGGUAUCCGUUAUAUGUGGUAAUCGACCAACAGAUCCCGAUCAUAUGAAUAACGCUACAAGGGAAAAGGUCAUGUUAGAAUUUCGGAAGGGAGAAACCAAAGUAUUAAUUUCAACAGAUAUUUUGUCCAGAGGCAUUGACGUUCCUCAAGUAACGCUUGUAAUCAAUUAUGACAUACCCCUAGAUGCGUCGACUCGUUUUACCCAAGUUGAUCAAGAAACGUAUAUUCAUCGCGUUGGAAGAACAGGUCGUUUUGGUCUUCAAGGAAUCGCCAUAUCCUUAGUCAAAACAACGGAGGUUCCUUUUAUUCAUGAAAUCGAGAAAUUCUAUUCGUGUCAAAUUCAUCCUUUGAGCGAUGAUCCCGAAAAAAUAGAAGAAAUGGUAUCAAAACUGCGACAAUAGAUUUUUUCUUUUUUUUUUUUCAUGUCUUUGUAUGCGAUAUUUUUUGUAUUUGACACUGACGUACAAUAAAAGAUUUUAAAUAUUUUCAUUUUCUUUUAACCGGAAAAACUCCCGUAUAUCAUUUGUAUCGUUCUUUUCA
This is a messenger RNA of Hylaeus volcanicus, 1717 nucleotides long. RefSeq lists its product as uncharacterized. The coding region runs from base 133 to 1578 and encodes 481 amino acids. Gene Ontology annotation, cellular component: cytoplasmic stress granule; nucleus. NCBI's taxonomy places the organism in Eukaryota, Metazoa, Arthropoda, Insecta, Hymenoptera, Colletidae. The record is from RefSeq and is a predicted model, not a curated record. Gene Ontology annotation, molecular function: RNA binding; ATP binding; RNA helicase activity. The transcript has 11 exons. Gene Ontology annotation, biological process: poly(A)+ mRNA export from nucleus.